AUGGAGAGGUGGAUUGGAAAAGUGGCAAUCGUUACUGGAGCUAGUUCUGGAAUCGGAGCUGCAGUUGCGGAAAGAUUGGUAGACGAAGGAAUGAUGGUAGUUGGUCUGGCUAGAAGAGUAGACAAAAUGGAAGAGUUGGCACGUACUUUAUCUAAUAGAAGAGGAAGUUUUCAUCCUAUUCGCUGUGAUGUUUCUAUUAAACAAGAUAUUCUAGAUGCAUUUCAAACUGUCAAAGAAACUCUUGGUCCUGUACACGUCUUAGUAAAUAAUGCUGGCAUAGCAAGAGUCACUGAAAGUCUAUGCAGCGGAGAUUCUGAAGCUUGGAAUGAAACAUUUUUGGUCAACGUGUUAGCACAGAAUGCUUUUAUUUGUGGCUUGAUCAAACAAAACAAACCUGAAGUAAAACGUCCUAGGGAUCAGUCACGACCUGGUAAGACAGUGUCUAACCAAUAUUCCAUUCAAAAACAAGGCGAAACUACGAAAGUAUGUAAAAAAUACUUUCUUGGAACCUUCCGGAUAUCUGAUCGGUCACGGGCCAUUAAUAAGAUAAAACAAGGGGAACCACCUGGUUCAGAUAAUUCAGGCCAUGGUAUACCAACUAAUAAAAUAUCUGGAGAACGUAUGAACUGUGUCCGGAAACAUAUUCAAAAUUUUCCAUCUGACCAAUCGCACUACACAAGGAAUAAGAAUCCCAAUCAUAGAAAAAGAACUGACUCGUGGUAUUCCCGAAAAGAAAAAUCCCUUAAACACUUAUUAAAUCAACAGUUCGAUAAAGAUUGGGAGAAAUUCCAAGAACUUGACUGGUACCGGGAAUUGCUUAAUGGUAAAAGCUCAAAUGAAAAGGAUGAUGAGGAAGAGAGAGGGGAGACAUGUGACUGUCUGGAAGAGGAACCAACGCUUCAGAUUUGA
Messenger RNA from Diabrotica balteata, 909 nucleotides. The record is from the annotation of a GenBank genome assembly. Lineage: Eukaryota; Metazoa; Arthropoda; Insecta; Coleoptera; Chrysomelidae.